This is a messenger RNA of Chlamydomonas reinhardtii, 1504 nucleotides long. RefSeq lists its product as uncharacterized. The record is from RefSeq and is a predicted model, not a curated record. Bases 167 to 1060 code for a protein of 297 amino acids. Lineage: Eukaryota; Viridiplantae; Chlorophyta; Chlorophyceae; Chlamydomonadales; Chlamydomonadaceae. The transcript is spliced from 8 exons.
GCUUACGCUUCUCUGCAGCUCGCCGUCCCGGGCCGUCCUACAGUAUCGUUCCGUGUUACCCUUAGCAAGCGCAUGUUGACAUCAUAAUAGACAUUCUCGAGGACUUUCAGAACCGUGUUUCCCAACCAUCGCUGAGCCUGCCACGCACUUGCCUCGCAAAAGGAUAAUGGCUCUAUGCCACCUGCAGCAUGCACGAUUCGGAGCAGCCUCAGGGCGCCCGGGGAGAGGGGCGGUCUGCGUAACGCGUGCACUACUGCCAACUCCUGACACUGCGGCCGCCCAAACGCGGGCAAACGUCAAGGCCCGCCUGCGCCAGCUGGUCAGCAAAGUCAACUCCGCAGCGGUGCCCGGGCCCGCUGACCUGGCGGCCCUUGACGGCGCCAUCACCGACCUGUGCGCACUCAACCCGCAGCGCGAUACCGCCACCUCGCCCCUCAUCAACGGCCGCUGGGUGCUCCUGUACACCGCAAGCAUGUCCACGCUGCGACAGGCGGCGCGGGCGUCAGGGACAGGCGGCGGCAGUAGCAGUAGCAGCAGUGGCAGUAGCAAUGGAGGCGGUGGUGGCAGUAGCAGGGGAGGAGGUGGCGGGGGCCUGGAGGAAGUGCUGACGCCGCUGCAGCUCGCCAAUGACGCCGCUUACAAGUUCUUCUACACGUAUGUGCCGGUGCUGGCGGGGGCGGCGGUGGGUGUGCGUGGCGCUUCAGGCUCGGGGCCCGUCAAGGCGCGAGGCAACUUCCAGGUGUUCAACACGGCAGCGGGGCGCGUGGAGAACCAGGCCAAGUUUGAGGUGGCCGGACGGCAGUGCUGCGUCAACGUCAACGGCACGGCGGUGUUGGCGCAGAUGUCGCAGGGGGCGCCGAAACAACGACUGCGCGCCACCUUCACCUCCUUCGACCUGCUAGUGGAUGGGGAACGGAGGCUGUCGCUGCCGCUGUCGCUGCUCAACCCAGUUGGCUACGUUGACACGCCCUACCUGGACGAAGACUUGCGAAUCAGCAUCGGCGACAAGGGCUCUGUCUUCAUCGCGGCGCGGGAAGGGCCGGUUGGCGCGGGGGUGUAGGGAAUGCGUGGGCGCGGCGCCGUGGCAGUAAUGGGCCGCGGGGAACGCGGCGACGCGGCGAGAGGCGGCUAGACGUUGUGGUCGUGACUACUCCUGUUUCCUGGGCACAGGUCCUGCACGCAUGGUCGGGGGAUUGGCACUUCCCGAGUUUGCUGCCAUUCCCAAAGUUGAGGUUACUUUAUGGUUCACAUUAAGCGUGGGCGUAGCACUGGGGGUUGACGUGGGGAGUCACGUGGUGGGGCUUGGCUGCAGGUAGGUAUACACUGACAGGGUGAAGGGCUAUGCCAAAGUGGUGAAGCACAGGGCAAAGUGAUAUCUGUAGCUUGGCAGGUGAGCACAAAGCAAACUUGAAGCGAGCGGGCUUCACGACACGCUGCCGCCAGAAGAAUGCAUUUGCAACAUUAUGAGCAAGAGGCUGUUCAAUCCUUGUAAGCUGCCGGAUAG